AUGGAACAAACUGACCCAGAGACGUUGGUGAAGAAAGAUGAGAAUCCAGAUGAAGUGGUCCCCGAACUGAGUUUAGGAAAUGGGGGAGAAGUAGUUAAGGCAUCUCAUGAAUCUCUGGUUACUGAUGUUGAAUGGGAAUGUAAAAUCAUCCCCAAAGCUGGCAUCUCUGCUUCAUCUUCUGGAUGGCCUCCCUUUGAUGACAUCAAAUCAUCUUCUCUCACUCAUUCUCUAUCAGCAAAAGAGCAAGCAACUGUGGCAGUGUUGCAAUUACAGCACAAAGCAUUAGAAGCUUGUCAGAAAUUCUUAGCUGGGAAUGCUGGUUCUGAUGGUGACGAAGGUGAUGACAAUAACGAAGAUGAAGACGAGUUGAUAGAUAAUUUUGAUCCUAAAGAAUGUGAGGAGUAUAAGUUCUUUGAAAAAGUGUUUGCAGAAGAUGGUGAGUUGAGGAGUUAUUAUGAGAACAAUCAUAGGGAAGGAGAUUUCUAUUGUUUGGUUUGUGGAGGUAUAGGGAAGAAGGUAUGGAAGAGGUUUAAGGACUGUAAUGCACUAAUUCAUCACUCCACUUCCAUACUAAGGACAACAAGGAAACGAGCUCACAGGGCCUAUGCACUGGUGAUCAGCAAAGUUGUUGGUUGCAACAUUGAUCAAUUGCCAGCAAUUGUGUUGAAGGAUUUGGAUUCCUCCUUGGAAGGUUCAAGGAAGCUUUUGGGUUUUGAGAAGGAAGGUGAUAAUCUAGAUGGAAAGGUCUCAGAACCGAGUUCAGAAAAUGGAGGAGAAAUAGUUAAGGAAUCACAUGAAUCUCUGGUUGCUGAUGCUAGAUGGGUAUCUGAAAACCCCAAUGCUACUUUCUCUUCUACAGCUUCAGGAUGGCCUUCCUUUAAGGACAUCAAAUCAUCUUCUCUCACUUAUUCUCUAUCAGCAGAAGAGCAAGCUACUGCAGAAGUGCUGCAAUUGCAGCACAAAGCAUUAGAAUCUUGCCAGAAGUUCUUAGUUGGUGAUACUGGUUCUGACGGUGAUGAAGAUGGCAAACAUGAUAUAAGCUCUGAUAGUGAAAAUGAGGAAGAGGAGGAGGAAGAAGAUGAGUUGGUAGAUAAUCAUGACUCUAAAGAAUGUAAGGAGUAUAAGUUCUUUGAAAAGGUGUUUGAAGAAGAUUAUGACUUGAGAAAAUAUUAUGAGAACAAUCAUAGGGAUGGAGAUUUUUAUUGUUUGGUUUGUGGAGGUAUAAGGAAGAAGGUAUGGAAGAGGUUCAAGGAUAGCAUUGCACUGAUUCAGCACUCCACUUCCAUACUUAGAACAAAAAGGAAGCGAGCUCACAGGGCCUAUGCACAGGUCAUCUGCAAAGUUGUUGGUUGGGACAUUGAUCAAUUGCCAGCUAUUGUGUUAAAGGAUUUGGAUUCCACCCCAAAGAAGCUUUUGGUUGAACCCAAAAAACCUGCUGUGGGAUGUAUUGAUGAUUCAAAUGCUGAACCUGAUAAUUCUACUGAUAAUCGUAUUGAUGAUUAG
This is a messenger RNA of Sphenostylis stenocarpa, 1503 nucleotides long. Lineage: Eukaryota; Viridiplantae; Streptophyta; Magnoliopsida; Fabales; Fabaceae. The record is from the annotation of a GenBank genome assembly.